AUGGCCGACCACAUGGAGCUCUCUAUGGAGAGCGGCGGCGGCGGCAGGCCCCCGUCUACGCCGCAGAUCAGCCUUGUGGCACUGUUCCUCGCGUGCAUGGUCGCCGGCGGUGUGCAGUACGGCUGGGCGCUGCAACUCUCCCUCCUCACCCCCUACGUCCAGACAUUGGGAAUACCUCACGCUCUUACUUCGGUUAUGUGGCUCUGUGGUCCUAUUGCUGGGUUAAUUGUGCAACCAUGUGUGGGUCUCUCUAGUGACAAGUGUGGUUCGCCACUAGGGAGGCGGAGACCGUUUAUCCUCUCAGGAUGCAUCGUCAUAUCCAUAUCAGUUAUAAUUGUUGGGUUCUCCUCAGACAUCGGGUACGCACUCGGGGACACGAAGGAGGAUUGCAAAGAUUACACUGGGCCUCGGUACCGUGCAGCUGCCGCCUUCAUUUUGGGCUUCUGGCUACUCGACUUCUCCAAUAACACAGUGCAAGGUCCAGCACGCGCGUUGAUGGCCGAUUUAUCAGGUAAACAUGGCCCGAGUGCAGCCAACGCGAUCUUCGUCUCUUGGAUGGCUAUCGGAAACGUCCUGGGAUACUCCUCUGGCUCCACCGACAAAUGGCACGAGUGGUUUCCCGCCCUCCAAACAAGAGCUUGCUGCGAAGCUUGCGCGAACCUCAAGGCUGCCUUCUUGGUCGCAGUGAUAUUCCUAGGUUUUUCGACGGCGGUAACAAUGAUCUUUGCAAAAGAGACGCCGUUGGACCCUGAGGUGGCGAAGCAGGGCGAGGGGGAGGCGACGGGCCCGCUGGCUGUAUUCAAGGGCCUAAAGAACCUGCCGGCCGGCAUGCCACAGGUGCUCAUCGUGACCGGCCUCACGUGGCUGUCAUGGUUCCCCUUCAUCCUCUUCGACACCGACUGGAUGGGUCGCGAGAUAUACCAUGGCAGGCCGGACGGGAGCCCCGCAGAGAUCGCCGCCUUCCAGGAGGGCGUCCGGCAGGGUGCCUUCGGCCUGCUGCUCAACUCUGUGCUUCUUGGGAUAAGCUCCUUCAUGAUCGAGCCCAUGUGUCGGAAGCUCGGACCAAGGACCGUGUGGGUCGCUAGUCAGGUCCUCGUAUGCAUCGCAAUGGCGUUGGUGGCCAUCCUCGGCGCAUGGUCGCUCGGCGACUUCGGCGGCAACGUGCAAGACGCCGCGGCAACGGAAAAGGGCCUGAAGACAUCAGCCCUCGUCCUUUUCGUCUUCCUCGGCCUUCCCUUUGCAGUUCUAUGUAGUGUUCCAUUCGCUGUGACGGCACAGCUUGCCGCGAGCAAAGGUGGUGGGCAAGGACUUUGCACGGGGAUCCUGAACAUCUCCAUCGUGACGCCCCAGAUGAUCGUCGCCAUCGGCGCUGGGCCGUGGGACGAGCUGUUCGGCAAGGGAAACAUCCCGGCGUUCGCCCUGGCCUCUGUGUUCGCAUUCGCCUCCGCCGUCGCCGGAACAAUCAUGUUGCCUAAGAUGUCAAAGAGCAGCUUCCGGUCCGUAAGCAUGGGCGGAGGACAUUGA
Messenger RNA from Triticum turgidum subsp. durum (durum wheat), 1524 nucleotides. NCBI's taxonomy places the organism in Eukaryota, Viridiplantae, Streptophyta, Magnoliopsida, Poales, Poaceae. The record is from the annotation of a GenBank genome assembly.